Molecule: messenger RNA, 3017 nt
Organism: Neoarius graeffei (lesser salmon catfish)
Lineage: Eukaryota; Metazoa; Chordata; Actinopteri; Siluriformes; Ariidae
Gene: rnf141
Product: ring finger protein 141
Exons: 6
Coding region: 159-845 (228 amino acids)
Biological process (GO): protein autoubiquitination
Molecular function (GO): ubiquitin-protein transferase activity
Source: RefSeq, a predicted model, not a curated record
GCGUCAGUGUUUAUCAUUAAAAAAAAAAAGUGGCUAGUAACGCGUUUAAAAAGCUUUUCCUCUUGGAUAAAGAUUUGGAUAAAACGUAUGUCAGCAGGGCCUUGAGCACUGAAUGAGUUCUCCUGCUUUCUCUGCAUGGUCCUUCUUGUAGAGUUGAGAUGGGCCAGCAAAUCUCUGGCCAGGCUGUAAUGGGCAAGCUUCCUGAGAAGCUACUCAAACAUGCUGGAUUAGUGCGGGAUAGUAGCUACCUAACCUAUGAGGAGUUUCUGGCCCAUAUAGCAGAGCUGAAUGAUGUAACUGCUAAGCUGGCAGUUGGCCAACCAAAGCAUCUCCUCUUUGAAGUUCAGCCAGGAUCUGAUGCGUCUGCUCUGUGGAAAGUGGCUGUGAGGAUAGUGUGCACCAAGAUUAAUAAGGAGGAUGGGAUGGUGGAAGCCUCGCGCAUUAUGAACCUGUAUCAGUUUAUUCAGCUCUACAAAGACAUCACCAGCCAAGCAGCUGAGGUGCUGGCAGCAGAGGGCAGUAUGGAGUGUUCCUCUGGACAACUUUCCUCUGCAGCUUCCUGCCAGGCCAGCAUGUGGAUGGGCAGGGUGAAGCAGCUGACGGAUGAGGAAGAGUGCUGUAUCUGUAUGGACGGUAAAGCAGAUCUUAUUCUGCCCUGUGCUCACAGCUUCUGUCAGAAAUGUAUUGAUAAGUGGAGUGGUCAGAGUCGAAACUGUCCCAUCUGUCGGAUCCAGCUGACGGCUGCCAACGAAUCUUGGGUAAUAUCUGAUGCGCCUACAGAGGAGGACAUGGCCAGCUACAUUCUUAAUCUAGCUGAUGAAGCUGGCCACCCUCACAGACCUUAAUCUGAAGCACUACAUUAUUUUCACGCUCUCUCUCUUUCAUGAUUAUACUGGUUUCUUGACUGUAAGAAGCUAUUUUGAAUGAUUUUGGUUAUUAAUGUGAUCUUUGGUGUCUAAUUUGCAGGCAGCAAUAACCACUCACUGGGCCUCAUUUAUCAAGCUGGAUACAAGCCAAGUUAUUUGCGAAUCAGGAGCACGUAUGCAAAAAUGUGCUAUUCAUGGAAGUCAGCUUGAAGAUUUGUAUCAUACAGGAUGAGUUUGUGUAAAUUUACAUGUAAUAUAAAUGUUGUGAAAGAAAGCAAUCCAAACAAACCCAUAAAUUACAUUAAUGGCAUUUAGCAGACGCUGUUAUCCAGAGUGACCUACAACAUACCCAGAGCAGCCUGGGGAACAGUUGGGAGUUAGAUGCCUUGCUCAGGGGCACUUUGGCCAUUCCUGCUGGGUCAAGGAAUCGAACCAGCAACCUUUUGGUCCUAAAGCUGCUUCUCUAACCAUUAGGCCACAGCUUCCCUUUAAGACAAACACGGCUAGUUAUUCAAUGAGAUCAAAAGAAAUGCUGCCAUUUCUAAAAGGAGACAGCGUGCGUGUGUACCUCCUGAAUCGGACACACCACAGUGGCUGUGCUGCAUUACUGUAAGAUGUAGUGAAGGCAGCAUUAAAGAGAUAUUCUUUCAUUAUAUUCAGCUCACUGUGAGCUUUGCCUUUUAUGGAGUUUUGUGGGCAUCACUAAAUGCAAAUCAGCUGUGCCAUGAAUGCACUUUGCACUUUACAGGUGAUUUUGCAUUUCUUAAUAUAUGCACGACUCGGACAACAUAUGCACAAGUUUUCACACCACUCUUCUCCAAGACUGAUAAAUGAGGCCCACUGCUAUUUGGUUUCAUGUGAUUUGUCCAACCUCACUCUUUAGAGUUACAUUUUUAUUGUGUGAAUUUAAUUGACUACUUACUGCUUUAAUUUUUAGCACUUCAUUAGCUGUGUAUAGGAAUGAAAAGAAAUGGAAGUUCUAGCUUCCUUCCUUAGUGAUAGUGAAUGAACUGUGUUUGAAGAAUGUACAAGUGUAUAUUUUCUUUUAUUUCUCAGAAGUGAAGGUUUGUCGGUUGAAUAGAAGUGCAUUGAGUUCUUUAAAGUGCCAUUUCACCAUUGGAUGUAUUCUUUGGCAUAAAAUAUUUUAUGACAACAUGACUAGACAGAGAAAUCUUUUAGCUUCAAAAUGAUAUCAAACAUAAUUUUUUGACAACGACAAGUAUAUUAAUUUUGCGACCAAAGUCACCUACCCUUUUAAUUUCCGCGCGGUAGUGAAACGUGAUGUCAUCGGCAGGUUCCCCUUCUUGUGUACCACGUGUCGGUCUAUUUUUAGACCAGGAAACCCCCAAAGUGAGAGAGUCAUUUCUCCUCGUAUAUGGGGGCCAAAAAAAUUGCAAAAAAUUGAGUUAAUCUUUCAGUUAGCUAGAUUUAUUGGUAUUAGCUAGAUUUAUUGGUAUUAUUUUUAUCGCGUUCUAUCCACCAUUGCUGAUAAUAUGUGCCACGUCACACGGUACACAAGAAGGGGAACCUGCCGAUGACAUCACGCGCGGAAAUUAAAAGGGUAGGUGACUUUGGUCGCAAAAUUAAUAUACUUGUCGUUGUCAAAUUAUGUUUGAUAUAUCAUUUUGAAGCUAAAAGAUUUCUCUAUCUAGUGAUACCAUUUAUAUAUGUUGUCAAAAUAUAUUGUAUUUUAUGCCAAAGAAUACAUCCAAUGGUGGAAUGGCACUUUAAGGUAUUACGGGAAAGUGCUUCAUAUAGGUCAAAGUAAUUUAGUGGUGAUUAGGAAAAGGUUUCAGCUAACAAACAUUUGCUUGAUUUCUUCUAUAAAAUGUGAAAAGAUUUCAGAAGUUCUAGCUACUGAGGAUUUAAGUGUUGACAUUGUAGUACAUAUUAAGACUUGCACUAGUAUCUUUUCUUCACCUCAAUUUUAGUUAAUUAUUUAAAAACAGCAUUUUCUGGUUUAUGUAUGACUUGAUAUAAGAGCAGCACACUAGAUGUAUAUAUUUUUCUUGAUAUCCUGUCAUAAUCAUGAUUAUCUUCAUAAUCUGUGCAUUUAACGCAGAGUUCGAGUGUUAUGUUGUUAACCUGUUUCUUCCACACAAAAAAAGUCAGCCUAAAAUCAAUAAAAGUAUCUUUUAUACAAUAAAAAAA